AAGAUGCUGUAUUUUAUCAUUCUGUUCACUCAACGAGGAGCUGGAGAAAGAUCCUUUGUGAAAUAAGCUUGGAGAAAAAGCAACCUAGUUUAAGAAACAAUGAGUCAUCAGUCUGCCACUUCACAUCCAUCUCAAUAAUUUUUACAUGCACUUGGGCAAUCCUUAUCCAACCUGCCUUCAACCUCACUCAUAAGCACACUACCGGUGACCCCACUGCUGCUCCUUCAGGCUGGGUACGGAGCUGGUCUGGCCGUGUGCCCCUCCAGCACUGCGUGUUAGUGUGAGAUGGAGCGGCAGGAAGCAGGUGGUCGCUGCCGCUGUGGACUGUAAUGUCAGAGCCCAGCAGCCCCGGUGAGAGCCAGCGCGGCGCUCCCAGAUUCUUCGUGGGCUGCGCAGAGGAUGAGAGCGAGGGCCUGGACGAUUUCGCCAGCAUGAGGACAGAAAUAGAGCUGUACGAAGAUGACCUGGAGGACAACUCGCCUCCAGAGCAUCAGAUCGUGGUGGGGAUUUGCUGUAUGAUGAAGAAAUCAAAGUCCAAACCCAUGACUCAGAUCUUGGAGCGUCUUUGUAAGUUUGAGUACAUCACCGUGGUCAUCUUUCCAGAGGACGUCAUACUCAAUGAGCCGGUGGAAAAGUGGCCGCUCUGCAACUGCCUGAUCUCCUUUCACUCUAAAGGCUUCCCACUGGAUAAGGCAGUGAGUUAUGCAAAGCUCCGUAACCCACUGCUUAUCAAUGACCUUAAUAUGCAGUAUUACAUACAGGACAGGAGGGAAGUAUAUCGUAUUCUGCAAGAGGAGGGGAUAGAUCUGCCACGUUAUGCUGUGUUAAAUCGUGACCCUGACAAACCUGAAGAGUGCAACCUGAUUGAGGGAGAAGACCAAGUUGAAGUUAAUGGUGAAGUGUUUCUCAAACCCUUCGUAGAGAAGCCAGUUUCUGCGGAGGACCAUAACGUGUACAUCUAUUACCCAACCUCAGCUGGUGGAGGCAGCCAACGCCUCUUCAGAAAGAUUGGAAGCAGAAGUAGUGUUUACUCUCCAGAGAGCAGUGUGAGGAAAACAGGUUCCUAUAUUUAUGAAGAAUUCAUGCCAACUGAUGGCACAGAUGUGAAGGUGUAUACAGUUGGGCCAGAUUAUGCUCAUGCAGAGGCACGCAAGUCCCCUGCUUUGGAUGGAAAAGUUGAGCGAGACAGUGAAGGCAAAGAAAUCCGUUACCCAGUCAUGCUCACUGCCAUGGAGAAACUUGUGGCCCGCAAAGUCUGUCUGGCAUUCAAGCAAACAGUGUGUGGAUUUGACCUCCUCCGUGCUAACGGCCACUCAUAUGUCUGUGAUGUCAACGGCUUUAGCUUUGUGAAGAAUUCCAUGAAAUACUAUGAUGACUGUGCCAAGAUUCUAGGAAAUAUUGUGAUGAGGGAACUAGCUCCUCAGUUCCAGAUCCCUUGGUCUAUACCUACAGAAGCAGAGGACAUUCCAAUUGUCCCCACUACGUCAGGCACCAUGAUGGAGCUGCGCUGUGUGAUCGCUGUGAUCCGUCAUGGAGAUCGCACACCAAAGCAGAAGAUGAAGAUGGAAGUGCGAAAUACAAUGUUUUUCGAGCUUUUUGAAAAAUACGGUGGAUACAAAACGGGCAAGAUAAAGCUGAAGAAACCCAAACAACUACAGGACGUAUUGGACAUCACAAGGACACUCUUGGCAGACAUGGGACAGCAUAUUGACUGUGAGAUUGAAGAGAAGAAGUCCAAGCUUGAACAACUGAAGACUGUUUUAGAAAUGUAUGGCCAUUUCUCUGGAAUCAAUAGGAAAGUGCAGCUAACCUACCUUCCUCAUGGACAGCCCAAAACAUCCAGUGAGGAGGAAGAGACCCGUAAGGAGGGCCCCUCUAUACUUCUGGUGCUGAAGUGGGGGGGAGAGCUGACUCCAGCCGGCAGAGUUCAGGCAGAAGAACUUGGCAGAGCCUUCCGCUGCAUGUAUCCUGGAGGUCAAGGAGAUUAUGCUGGCUUUCCAGGCUGCGGCCUGCUCAGACUACACAGCACCUAUCGCCAUGACCUCAAGAUCUACGCUUCUGAUGAGGGCAGGGUGCAAAUGACUGCUGCUGCCUUUGCUAAGGGUCUUUUAGCACUGGAAGGGGAAUUGACACCCAUCCUGGUCCAGAUGGUUAAGAGUGCGAAUAUGAAUGGCCUUCUGGAUAAUGACAUUGAAUCCCUCAGUGGAUGCCAGCAAAGGGUGAAGGCCAGACUGCACGAGAUCAUGCAGAAAGAUGAAGCCUUCACAGAAGAAGACUUUGACAGGCUGGCUCCAACAUGCAGCAGUUCACUGGUGAACUCUAUGAAUGCCGUGGAGAAUCCAGUGAGCACAUGUGAUCAAGUCUACACCCUCGUUCAGAGCCUCACCUCACAGAUCCGCAAAAGACUCGAAGACCCCAAAUCAGCAGACUUACAGCUGUACCACAGUGAGACACUGGAGAUGAUGUUGCAGCGCUGGUCCAAAUUGGAAAGGGACUUCCGCAUGAAAAGCGGUCGCUAUGACAUCAGCAAAAUUCCUGACAUUUACGACUGUGUUAAGUAUGACGUGCAGCAUAACAGCUCUCUGGGCCUGGAGGACACAGUGGAACUCUUCAAGCUCUCUCGAGCACUAGCCGACAUUAUUAUACCACAGGAGUACGGCAUUAAUAAGGUGGAGAAGCUGGACAUUGCAUAUGCCUACUGUCUGCCUUUAGUGAAGAAGAUUCAGCUGGACUUACAGAGAACACACGAGGAUGAGUCUGUAAACAAGCUGCAUCCACUAUAUUCACGUGGAGUACUUUCACCAGGCAGGCACGUCCGAACUCGCCUAUAUUUCACCAGUGAGAGUCAUGUGCACUCCCUUCUUAGCAUAUUCCGUUACGGUGGCCUGUUGGAUGAGGAGAAGGACCAACAGUGGAAGAGAGCCAUGGAUUAUCUGGGUGCAGUGUCUGAACUCAACUACAUGACCCAGAUAGUCAUUAUGCUCUAUGAAGACAACAAAAAGGACCCAUCUUCUGAAGAGCGCUUCCAUGUGGAACUGCAUUUCAGCCCGGGGGUUAAAGUAUCUGAGGAAGAGAGUGCUCCAAUGGGCUUUGGCUUCCGACCAGCCUCUGCUGAAAAUGAUCAAAAGCAAACAGACCCCGGUAGUUUGGAGAACCUUGCACGAGAUGAACCUGAUCGGGCCUUACCCCUGUCUGAGGCCAUUAUCACACACAGGAAAUCCCCUCUGAUCCGGAAUCGCAAGACUGGCUCCAUGGAGGUUCUGUCAGAAAGCUCGUCUUCUAAAGGGGGCAGCUACCGCCUCUUCCCUUCCUGCUCACGUCAGUCUCCAGAGAUGAAGCAGAGUGGAUUAGGCUCACAGUACGCUGGUCUCUUCAGCACCACCGUCCUGGGGGGCUCCUCUAGUGCCCCCAACCUUCAGGACUACGCUCGCACACAUCGCAAAAAAUUUUCCUCUGGCAGUUUGACCUAUAAAGACGGCACACAGGAUGAUACUUCUGCAAUGUCGGUUAAACCAUUUCUGUGGUGGUAUGGCUCAGAGCCCCUGGAGGAGCAUCAGGUAGCCCAGCUGCUGAGGCGCUUUUCUACAGACCCCAGUAUUGGCCACCCUAUUUCUUUGGACAGUGCUUUUGCCCACCACCUCCAUCAGUGCUCCUACCAUCUCCGCCUCUUCCGCAACUGGUUAAUCUCCGGCCAGGACCCUCUUGAGUACCUCUACGGUUUUGAAGGCUGCUCCAUGGUGCCCUCCAUCUACCCUCUUGAGACUCUGCACAACUCCCUCUCGCUCAAACAGGUGAACAAGUUCCUGACAAGUGUGUGUGAGAUUGCAGGAGAUUCCCACACCAGGACGACCAGAGCACUGUCAGCUAUGUUUGAUUCUCAAAACCAGCCAUCAAUGGACUCUUACAUCCCUCACAGAGUGAUGUCAACCUCUGUUUCACUGCGCCAGCGGUCUGACCGCCCACCUUGGUACAGCAGUGGUCCCUCCAGUACUGUGUCUAGUGCCGGUCCCUCGUCUCCCACCACAGCUGACACUUCUCCACACUUCAGCUUUAGUGAGAAGAUAACCCUCACCCCUCAGAGCAGCGAGGAGAUCCAUUCAGCUCCACACAACAUCAGCCAAAGUGCUUCCACCACCUCCAUAUUCAGUAACACUGAAACCAGCCUCCACUCUGAGAACCCAUACCCUUCAAUACCAUCUCCCAUUCAGGAGAGACCCAGUGAAAUAUCACUGGACAGCACAGAAUUUGCAGACCAUUUGCAGACAGAGAGCCCCUGCUGUGAUGAAGCCCAACAAGUGUUAAGUCAGACCCUCGCUGAGCCCAGUCCUCCCUGCUUAGACUUGGCUGACAGUCUGCCGAGGGAGGCCUACUGUGGGCCGCCCAGCUCCCUGCCCGUACUCUUUGAGCUCCGAGAGAGCAGCUCAGAGGCCGGCUCCAGCGCUCAGACUCCACUCACCCCCGAAGAUCCAGAUGAGUUUUACGAUACCCAGGAAACAGUUGAGGCCUGGAUGGGAAGCCCGGGGAACCAGCCCCACUCUGGGACUCCUCUGGAGGUGGGAGCACCACAUGUGCCUGAGCCUUGAAGGAAAUGGGACAUGGCAUCUUCCUCAUACGUGCAGCUCUGCUGUCGCCCAUGUGUCCUUUUACCCUGGUCUAGAGCUCAAGCGUGCCCACGCUGUAGUGCCUCAAAGUCCUUUGUCAAGCCUCAGUCCAGUCCACCAUUGGGACAUUUGCCUAAAUAAUUCAAGGGACGUUUGGGAAAUGGAGGCCCUAAUAAUUUGCAAUCAGCUUGUGUGAGUCUGUACAUCACAUGUUACCACUUGAGACUGAUGUUCAUGCUUACUCUCAUGAAAUUUCCUGAUGUGAUUUUUACUGUAGUGGUCAUUCAGAGAUGCUUGGCAUGUCACCAUGCACUCUCUGUCGCAAUAGUAAAACGGCCAGUGAUAAGCUGUUCGAUGCACUGAAAUUCCAAUGUUUUUAUGUAUACAUAGUGGUAGGCAAGAUAACAUUGUCUCCAGAAGACCAUUUUUAUUCAUUGGCUGGUCUGAAGAGUAUUUUUAUAAGGGACAUUGUGUUUUAAACUAGCUUAUGUUCGGUGAAGUACGUUGACUGAGAUAGGCAGGCUGAACUUUUGAGUACUUGUACAGCUAAAGGCAUAUUAAUCAAAGCUAACAGUUUUAUUACUAUUUGCCAAAGUGUGCAAUACCACUGUCAUAAUUUAUUAAAUCAUUAUAAAUUACAUACUGUGUGUAUAUAUAUAUAUAUAUAUAUUAGUAUGUAUAUAUUAGUAUACAGUGGGUACGGAAAGUAUUCAGACCCCCUUAAAUUUUUCACUCUUUGUUAUAUUGCAGCU
Messenger RNA from Xyrauchen texanus (razorback sucker), 5353 nucleotides. It is a transcript of the gene ppip5k1a, whose product is annotated as diphosphoinositol pentakisphosphate kinase 1a. The record is from RefSeq and is a predicted model, not a curated record. Bases 330 to 4583 code for a protein of 1417 amino acids. Gene Ontology annotation, biological process: inositol phosphate biosynthetic process; inositol metabolic process. Gene Ontology annotation, cellular component: cytosol. Gene Ontology annotation, molecular function: inositol hexakisphosphate kinase activity; 5-diphosphoinositol pentakisphosphate 1-kinase activity; diphosphoinositol pentakisphosphate kinase activity. The transcript has 30 exons. Lineage: Eukaryota; Metazoa; Chordata; Actinopteri; Cypriniformes; Catostomidae.